CUUAUGAAGAAGAAUAUGGAAAACAGAACUUGAAACACAUGGUUAUUUGAUUUAUAGGGAAGAUGCACCUUGAGAGAUUUGCUAGCAAUAUAUGAUGCCCAUGAUUUGUUUCUUGUUUUAAAAAUGGUAACCAAUUUGCUUGUUACUAAUGAUGCUUGCCCUACCUUCCAAUCCAGAAGUUACAAUUACUUGCUGGAUUUUUUUAUGUAGAUCAAAUGGCUCGGCUUCCUAUUACCGAACAACGACGAAAACUAAAGAAACUAUUAUUGCUUCAACAAACAACCAACAAUAUGCUGGUCUUGUUAUUUGCUCUAUAUUAUGUACUCAUUUGUUCAUACCUUCGAGAUAAUGUUCGUCAUAUCAAAACAAAAGAAGAAAAAAGAGUCAAUCGAAUGAGAUGGAUGUGUAGAUUGACAAUGGAUUGUGAUUCUGCUUGCAUUAGUCAACUUCGCAUGGAUAGAGCAACCUUUAGGAUAUUGUGUGAUAUGGUAGCAAACAUUGGAGGACUAAAACCCACUAAGAACACAUCCAUAGAGGAGGUUGUAGCAAUGUUCAUAUAUACCUUGGCUCAUCACAAAAAAAGUAGAACAAUUAGCCUACUUUUUUACCGUAGUACAGAAACAGUGAGUCGGCAAUUUCAUCAAGUUCUUAAUGCAAUUUUAAAAUUAUAUCCUAUUUUGCUCAAGAAGCCAGAACCUAUUACUCAGGAUUGUCAAGAUGAGAAGUGGAAAUGUUUUCAGGGAUGCUUAGGAGCGUUAGAUGGAACAUUAAUUAAAGUUACACCUCCUACAGAAGAUAAACCUCGUUUUCGCACUAGAAAAGGGUGUAUUUCAACUAAUGUAUUAGGUGUUUGUUGCCCAAACAUGCAAUUCAUAUAUGUAUUACCUGGUUGGGAGGGAUCAGCACAUGAUGGUCGUGUGCUUCGAGAUGCGAUAUCAAGACCGCAUGGUCUAAGGGUCCCUCGAGGUACAUUUGCGUUGUAAUGUAUACUAUAAAUUUUAUUUUUAUUUUUUAAUGUUACUAACAAUUUCAUUUAUAUUCAACAAUGAAGGUUGUUAUUACUUGGUUGACUCUGGAUAUUGCAAUGCAAAUGGAUUUCUUGUCCCAUAUCGAGGACAACGAUAUCACCUAAAAGAAUUUGAUGGCCAUCGACCGGAGACACCAGAGGAAUACUUCAACAUGAAGCAUUCUAAGGCUAGGAAUGUUAUAGAAAGAUGUUUUGGGUUGUUAAAGGGGAGAUGGAAGAUUCUUGCAUCACCAUCAUUUUUCUCCAUUCAAACCCAAAUUCGGAUUAUCAUGGCAUGUUGUCUUAUGCAUAAUUUGAUUCGCAAGUUUAUGAGCUUUGAUCCACAAGAGUCACUUAUAGCAGAUGAGGAAGAGGAAUCUGAUGGGGGAAGUGACAAUGAAGAAGUAGAGUAUAUUACGCAAAUUAAUCCAAGUAAUGAGUGGUCAUCAUUUAGAAAUAAUAUGGCAACCAAUAUGUAUAACACAUGGUCUACUAGACCUAGUGGCAAUGUUAGUGAUUGAGUUCUAUUUUGUAAGAAUGUUAUAACAAUUGCGUGUUCUGAUUUUAUAUAUGUAUUUGAAUGGUACCAGUUCUACUCGACAUUAUA
This is a messenger RNA of Zingiber officinale, 1613 nucleotides long. RefSeq lists its product as uncharacterized. Bases 216 to 983 code for a protein of 255 amino acids. The record is from RefSeq and is a predicted model, not a curated record. NCBI's taxonomy places the organism in Eukaryota, Viridiplantae, Streptophyta, Magnoliopsida, Zingiberales, Zingiberaceae. The transcript is spliced from 2 exons.